This is a messenger RNA of Populus nigra (black poplar), 1818 nucleotides long. Its product is annotated as type I inositol polyphosphate 5-phosphatase 10-like. Gene Ontology annotation, biological process: phosphatidylinositol dephosphorylation. The transcript is spliced from 8 exons. Gene Ontology annotation, molecular function: phosphatidylinositol-3,4,5-trisphosphate 5-phosphatase activity; inositol-polyphosphate 5-phosphatase activity; phosphatidylinositol-4,5-bisphosphate 5-phosphatase activity. Bases 240 to 1697 code for a protein of 485 amino acids. Lineage: Eukaryota; Viridiplantae; Streptophyta; Magnoliopsida; Malpighiales; Salicaceae. The record is from RefSeq and is a predicted model, not a curated record.
CAUUGCAAGUAAAAAAACGAGUCCAAAAUGUAAAGGUGAAGGGUUGGGAAGGCAUAGUUAAGAAAAGUUAAAGGUUGACAGUGACAAGAGCAUCAUUGCAAUUUGCUCCAAAAUUGAGAACAUUUCAUUCAUUUUGACUUUAUCCAAUGGAAGAAAGGAAGCAAGAGUGGUAAAUCACCCCAGAAGCACUUUCUGAUCCAUCACUCAAGUCUCUCUUUUCUCACCAAUUAAGCUCUCCAAUGUCAAGCAGUCAAGUCCAGUCAUUUAGUGUUUUCGUGGCAACAUGGAACGUCGGAGGGAAAUCUCCUCACAGUGGCCUCAACCUCGAUGAUUUUCUUCAGGUUCGUGAUGAAUCAGAUAUAUAUGUCUUAGGUUUUCAGGAAAUUGUUCCACUGAACGCUGGAAAUGUGCUUGUGGCAGAAGACAGCGAGCCUGCCGCAAAAUGGCUGGCUUUAAUUAAUCAAUCACUGAAUAGAUCAUAUAGUGUGGCUUCAAGAAGAUCAAAAUCACCCCUUUGCAGCUCACUUCUCUUCCAAAAGCCUUCUCUUAAAAAGGUCUGCAAGUCUUUCAGGACUGAGAGUCGACGGAGGCUGAAGACUUGCAACUGCUCUCCCAUAUUGGAAAGGAAGUAUAGCAGGGAUUGCUGUGUUUGGCCCCCAUCAACAAAUAUGACCGAGGAUUACUGUUCCUCGGAAGAGGAUGAAGAUGGACUUAGCAAUCAUGUAUCUUCAGAAAUUUCCACUCCAGCUAGUGCCAACCAGAUGAAGUACAGCCUUAUAACAGGGAAACAAAUGGUCGGAAUAUUUGUUACUGUUUGGGUCAGGAAGGAGCUUGUGCAACAUGUAAGCCAUUUGAGAAUCUCUAACGUUGGCCGUGGGAUCUUAGGCUGUCUUGGGAACAAGGGGUGUAUAUCUGUUAGCAUGUCUUUCCAUCAGACUAGCUUCUGCUUUGUUUGUUGUCACUUGGCGUCGGGAGAGAAAGAAGGAGAUGAACGUAGGAGAAAUUUGGAUGUCAUAGAGAUAAUUAAGAACACACAAUUUUCAAGGAUAUGCAAAUCUCCAUGUAGUUGGAUGCCUGAGAAAAUCAUGGAACAUGAUCGGGUCAUAUGGUUAGGGGACUUGAAUUACAGGAUAGCUUUGAGCUACUCCGAGACUCGAAGGCUUCUGGAGCAGUAUAACUUGGACACACUUCUUGACAAAGAUCAGCUGAAAAUUCAGAGGGAAGCAGGGCGAGUGUUCAGAGGAUGGAAAGAGGGAGAGAUCUCCUUCGCGCCAACGUACAAAUACUCCUAUAACUCAGACAUUUACGCUGGAGAGACCAUCGAAACACAAAAGAAAAGAAGAACUCCAGCAUGGUGUGAUAGAAUACUUUGGUAUGGAGAUGGGAUUCGUCAACUAUCUUACGUACGUGGAGAGUCCAGGUUUUCCGACCACCGGCCGGUAUGCGCAAAAUUCAUGGUAGGCGUACAAGUUACUAAUAAUGAUGGAUUAAGAAAGGCAUUAUCGGGCUUUAAAAUGAGAGUUGCAAGUGAAGAGUACAUUAUCAGGCGAAUAUCUCUGAAAUCAUGUUGGCUGAAAUCAUGUUGGCGAAUAUCUCUGAAAUCAUGUUGGCGAAUAUCUCUGAAAUCAUGUUGGCAAAUAUUCUGUUGUCUUAUUCUGUCAUAUCUCCUAAUAUCAUGCUUAGCUGUAAACAUGUAAUCAUUUGUCAAUUAAGGCAUACAUUUAGGUAGUUGUGUUUGGAAGUUGCACGGAAAUAGUGCUUCUCCAUGUAUAUAUGUACUGGUUUUCUGAAUCAAUAGAUCAGACCUUCAAAUUCAAA